AUGGGGAAAGGAUGCAGAAAUGAAGAGCCUAAUAUACCAUCGUUGGUAGCUCUUUCAAGUGCCAUGCUAUUACUUCAAAGGUAUGAGUUCAAGAAAAAUCAUGGUGAAUGGGUCAGUAGUGUCAAACCUGAUUUAGGUCCAGGGAUAUCAGAACGGGUGUGGGAAGCUCUUGCAGCUACAGAUGAAAAUAUAGAAGUCUGCCAAAGAGUGUUGACUGAAUUACGGGCUGCUCUGGCUUCUCUGGUUGGNUGUGUGGGAAGCUAUUGCAGCUACAGAUGA
Molecule: messenger RNA, 279 nt
Organism: Ilex paraguariensis (yerba mate)
Lineage: Eukaryota; Viridiplantae; Streptophyta; Magnoliopsida; Aquifoliales; Aquifoliaceae
Source: the annotation of a GenBank genome assembly